CUUCGCGCGAUUUUCGGCGCUUCCAAAUCAUCAGAGAUGAUGAGAGCGAUCGGCCUCCCUUCUUUUGGCGUGUGCGUUACCGUCCUCAUUGCCCUGGCCACCGUGGCUGCCUCUCAAGAGUCUGACCUGGAGAGAUCCGACGCCGACCAGAGGGCCUUACAGUUUGGUACGCAGUGGGAGAGGACAGCCUGACCUGACACAGUGUCUUUUUGAAAGGGGGGGUAGCGAAAGGCAGGCAAAGACAGUCAUUGGAGGGAGAUCUCCCUACCCCCAAAUCAUCAUCACGUCGGUUCCCGCGUGUCUUUUGCUGUGUGUCUCUUGCAGGGGGCCUUCCCGGGUUAAUCACUGAUCUGCUUGAAAGCGGAGAUGACGGGUACGGUACGCCGGCAUCCGUACGUCUCUGUGUGUGUGCGUGAGAAUCGUCGUGUGCGCAUCGUCUUGCGUCUUGCGUCUUGUGUGUUGUGGGUAGAGAUCCGGACGGUGAGCCGAUGAACCGCAAGAACGCCAUCUUCUGCGACGACCCUCUCGCAACCUCAUGCGACCAUCGGGUGAGUGAGUGAUUGCCACCACACAUACAAACCAAACCCACCACCUCUCUCUCGCCCACCCACAAGGACGGACGCCUCCAUGCCUCUCUGUGCAGGGCAGGACCACCCGCAACGAGCGGUUCAAGGAGUACACCCCGGUUGACAGGGAGGAGUUAGACCGUGAGCGUGCGGAGAGAGACCGUGAGCGUGAGGAGAGGCGCAGGGAGAGGGAGAGGGAGAGGGAGGAACGGGAGAACCUCUUCGCGUCCAUCGCUGGUCGCCGGGAGAACGACAACCAGAACCAGAUCGGAAGUGGGCUGUUCGGCCUGAGAACUCCUCCUAAUCCGAUAGCCGUAGGGCAUACCCUUGCUUCCAUCCCGCCCUCCGUAAUGCUCCCUCCCUCUCUGUGUCUCUGUGCGCAUCUCUUCAGGGCCCUCCCGCCCUGUUCCCCGGCCAACCGCAGCUGCCUCAGUUCGGUGGAGGAGGAUUCCUCCGCCCGCAACAGAGGCCUGCAGGUGAUGAAGAGAGCGAGAGCACGGCGGGGGCCAUCAUGACAAAGGAGGACGCUGCUGCCGCCGGUGCCGGGACCGGUGGUGCUGGUGCUGGUGGUAGCGGUGAUGCUGGUGCUGGCAGUGGCAGUGGAGGGGGGGAGUGGGGGAUUGCUGUGGGGGCGUGGGGAGGGCGCUAGCUAGGGGGACACUAGGUUGUGAUUGUGGCGUGGUGUGGUGUGGUGGGGGAUGCGGGUCGGUCCUCGGUGUUGCCAUUUUCUCUCUCUCUCGGUCGUGAUGAGAUCAGAUGCGAUGAAAUGUUUGUUGCAUGCAGAGAUCUGUGCCAAUUGUGGUUUCCCGUGCCCCUCUGUGUGUGUGCCUUGACGUGCCUAUGUGCCUCUUUGCUGGGGGGAGGGAGCUUGCUGCUUCUUCAGUGGCGUCAGUUGGUUAGGCUGGUGUCUCUGCCUCUUUGCC
Messenger RNA from Vitrella brassicaformis, 1489 nucleotides. Lineage: Eukaryota; Vitrellaceae. The record is from the annotation of a GenBank genome assembly.